This is a messenger RNA of Trichogramma pretiosum, 1543 nucleotides long. Its product is annotated as zinc finger protein 616-like. The transcript is spliced from 4 exons. Gene Ontology annotation, molecular function: RNA polymerase II transcription regulatory region sequence-specific DNA binding; DNA-binding transcription factor activity, RNA polymerase II-specific. NCBI's taxonomy places the organism in Eukaryota, Metazoa, Arthropoda, Insecta, Hymenoptera, Trichogrammatidae. Gene Ontology annotation, biological process: regulation of transcription by RNA polymerase II. Bases 269 to 1126 code for a protein of 285 amino acids. Gene Ontology annotation, cellular component: nucleus. The record is from RefSeq and is a predicted model, not a curated record.
UACGUGUAAACAACUGGGCGAUCGUGCGUACUUGCGUUAUUACGUGUAUAUCUGUUACAGCAGCCGAGUCGCGAGCUGCUCAUCGUAUAUGUAGCCUGUUAGUCGUAUAUGUGCGAUUGUCCAGUGUUCCAGCAUCAGUCGAGCAGUGUAUCAAACUCGAAAUCGAUUGUGAUUGUUACUUUGUGCAGGAUACAACUAUAGUUGAUACAAUUUGUUAUAGAUACCAUAAUUGGAAGAUUAAUCUUUAACAAGAUUCUGAGUAAGAAAAAUGAAGUCGAGCAACUUAUUCAAUUGUGCUGUUAGAAUAAAAAAAGAACCUAUCGAUAUGUCACCUAUUGAAAAUGGUUACAGUAUAAUUGGCAAGGGCCCUGAUGUUAAAAAUGUUCAAUCUAGAAUUCCUCAAGAAUACACAACGCGUAAAGAGUAUAACGAAAAUCGGGAAGCUGAAUUCGAUCAGAUUAAAAUUGAAUGUGAAUGCAAAGACGUCAAGCCCGUGACAAAUUCAUUAGUAUUUAAAAAAAUUGACGAUCAUUUCCAGAAUCAAGAUGACAAUAAGACUCAAAAAAUUGUCAAAAUAGAAACUAUGGGCAGAGUGAAAAGAGAAAUAAAUUUGAUUACGGAUUGUGAAGUCAGCCAGACAAAUAAAAAGAGAAGAAUUGUAAAAAUGUUUAACAAAAUAAAAAAACGUAAAAUUCACACCAAACAUUUAUGUGGUACUUGCGGAAAGAAAUUCGCGCAAAAAAUAAAUCUCCAAAAUCACAUAAAUGAGGUGCACAAUGGUAUCAGAUAUACAUGUGAUAUAUGCCAAAGUACAUUCUCAAGGAAAGAUACUGUUAGACAUCACGCCAAUGCCGUACAUUACGGUAUUGGACAUACAUGCAUAAUAUGCCAACAAGUAUUCCAAAGAAAUUCUUAUCUUCAAAAUCACAUCGAUUCAGUGCACUCUGGUAUUACCCAUGCAUGUGAUGUAUGUAGGAAAGAAUUCAAACAUAUGUCAAGUAUCAAACAUCACAAGAAUGUUGUUCACAAUGGUAUCAUUUAUCCAUGCAAUAUAUGCGGGAAAAAAUAUAAAACAAAAAAACAUGUCAAAAUCCAUAUCGAUAGAGUGCACCACUCACACUCAUGAUCUAUGAAUUAAAUGUAUAAUUUUAAUUUUGUCAAAAACGGCGAAUGUAUUCGGAACAUUAAAGAUUUUAAUUUUCAUGUUGAAAGAAAACACUGUAUCGCUUACAUAUAUACGUAUAAUUUUAAACGUUUUAUAUUAAUAAAUGAUGUAUGUUGACUUAGUUUUUAAGAAAAAAAACCAAAUAAAUAAAAGUAUCAACCAUGAUUGAAGUGAAGUGAAGUUUUUAACUAAUUUGCUGAACGUGUUGAGAUGAAAAAUUUUUUUCAGUGUAAUCUCGCGAUGCUUGAUGUAUCGCGUGCACACGCACACAAGUGCCCCAGCAGCAGUGAAUGAGAAAGAGAGUGAGAGUCGACAGCCUGUGAUCAAAGCUCUUAUCAAUGCGCCAGUGCAAAUUAGCACAUACGCGGAUAUUAUCGC